This is a messenger RNA of Zerene cesonia (dogface butterfly), 840 nucleotides long. Its product is annotated as endocuticle structural glycoprotein SgAbd-1-like. Lineage: Eukaryota; Metazoa; Arthropoda; Insecta; Lepidoptera; Pieridae. Gene Ontology annotation, cellular component: chitin-based extracellular matrix. Bases 238 to 561 code for a protein of 107 amino acids. Gene Ontology annotation, molecular function: structural constituent of chitin-based larval cuticle. The record is from RefSeq and is a predicted model, not a curated record. The transcript is spliced from 4 exons.
AUAAUAGUUAAUUCAAAGCCGUACUUACGUACGCAUCAAAUUGUACGGCUUCCCGCCUUUGUACCAAUGUCCAUUGAGAAAAAAAAAAUAAGUAGCUGUCAGAAGCCGCGGUAAUUAAUUUUAAAAUGUAAAUCGAGUGUUUGCGCGCGAAAAGUAAACAUUCGAAAUUGCGUUACAGAUUAAAUAAAAAAAUUGACCAAGGAGGUUUAGUGAAAAAGGUUGUGUGGUAAAUUUAAUAUGAAGAUUAUUGUUGGAUUACUUCUGGUUAUCAGCGGCAUAACGCUAGGUGAUGAUAUCCUACGCAACGACUUCGAUGGUCCAGCAGCUGACGGUUCAUAUAGAUGGGCUCUGCAAACUGAAGGAGGUAUCUACCACGAGCAGAGAGGCUCCCUUCAGCCCAGUGCGUCCGGGGAGCCUGCGCUGGUGGUUGAGGGACAAUACCAGUACACCGCGCCUGAUGGACAGGUAAUACACGUGUUGUAUCGAGCCGACGAGUAUGGUUUCCAUCCAAUCGGAAAGCACAUUCCAUCCUCACUAGAUUCACAGCCGCGUCAUUUUUAGCAAUGGCAACUGUUUAGCUGCAAUCCAAAUGUCAUUUACAUAAUACAGAUAAAUUAUGAAGAAAACUGGCCGCGCCGCGCUGUUUCAUCUGUGGACGAAGCCCCGGGCAAUAGCAAGUAAUUAUGUAUACUCAUAUAGAUAGCUUAUGUGUUAUUCUCAAUUCAAAUGUAUUAGCUAUAUUAUGGUAAAGUUUCAUUAAAAACUAUUCAGCAGUAUUUAUGUGAAAGAGUAACAAAUAAACAUCAGAAUAAGACAAGAGCUAUAGAAAUACUUGCUGUU